AUGAAUAUUAAUAAAAAAAAAUUCAAUUGUCUUGAUGUUUUAUUUCAUCAAAAUCUUAUUGCAUCUAAAACUUUUUUUCAAAAAUUAUUCGAUAAUAAUAUUUGUACAUGUCAACAAUAUAAUCGUAAUAGCAAUGCAUUUCAUAAUGAUAAUGAAGAACCACAGGAACAACAAGAACAACAAUUAUAUCCUCAUAUGAGAAAAUUAUAUAAUCAUGAUACCGAUUUACUUGAAUAUGUAUAUAUUAUUAUGUCAACAAUUAAACCAACUGAAUCACUUAAUAAACAACAAGAUGAAACUUUAGGACAACAACAGCAGCAACAACAACCACAACACCGACGUCGACAAACACGUAUUUCAAAACAACGUGCGAAAGUUUUAAUUACAGAAUAUUGUCGAGAUAAAUAG
Rotaria sp. Silwood2 is the source of this 408-nucleotide messenger RNA. Lineage: Eukaryota; Metazoa; Rotifera; Eurotatoria; Philodinida; Philodinidae. The record is from the annotation of a GenBank genome assembly.